Racocetra persica is the source of this 1000-nucleotide messenger RNA. The record is from the annotation of a GenBank genome assembly. Lineage: Eukaryota; Fungi; Glomeromycota; Glomeromycetes; Diversisporales; Gigasporaceae.
GAAACAGAGAGAUUGACUGUGUACAAUACGAGUUAUUACGGAUUGCUUUGCAAAUAUACUCUGAUGAUUUCAUAAAGUUAAAUGAAUGUUAUCGUAUGAUGGUCUCUAACAAGAUAAGUAUGGCCACACCUACACGUGCAAACUCUUGCAUGGAAAACAAUCCACUUGCUAGUUGUUUUAUUGCAAGAGUAAAAGGAGAUUCGAUUGAAGGAAUAUAUGAAAGUUUAAAAGAUAUCGCCCUGAUAUCAAAGAAUUGUGGUGGGAUUGGAAUCAACGUUAGUGAUAUCCGUGCAAAUAGUGAUUAUAUUAAAGGAUCUAGUGGAUAUUCUUCCGGUGUAUGUAGAAUGCUUCAUGUUUAUAAUGAAACGGCCAAGUACGUUGACCAGGGAGGUAACAAACACAAGGGAGCGAUUAUAGUAAACCUAGCGAUUUGGCACCGUGAUGUAGAAGAGUUUUUACAAAUCCGCUAUGAGUCACAGGUACCAGAGUUAUGUACAAUAGAUCUGAAUCACUGUAUUGCCAUUCCAGAUAUAUUUAUGGUACGCGUUCAAGAUGAUGAUUAUUGGACUAUCUUUUCACCCAUAGAUGCAAAGAUAUCACUAGGGUAUGACCUAAACAGAUUAUAUGGUCAGAAAUUCAAUGAUGCAUAUAUUUGUUGUGAGGUAGAGUUAAAACGCAAGAAAACGAUUAAAGCACAGAAGUUAUUUUUUGAUAUAAUCAAAAUGCAAUAUGAUACUGGUGAACCGUUUUUGUUCUUUAUUGAUAAUACCAAUAAAAAAUCUAACCAAAGUAACAUUGGACCAAUCAUAAAACCAAACCUAUGCACAGAGAUUGUUGAACAUACAGAAAGUAUAUCCGUUUGUAACCUUCGUGCUGUCAUUUUACCUAACCAUAUUUCUUCAGAAAAUAAAUUCGAUUUCACCGAGUUACAACAUUCUGUUAGACUGCUUGUAAACUCAUGUGAUCGAUCAAUCGAUCUAACAUCUUACCCAUUGUCAAA